AGUGACGCCCGUGGGGGUAUAAAAGGCCGGAGCAGUCUGAGCCGCAGAAACCGAAGCGAAGCAAAAUCACCACUACUCACCAAUCUAAUUGCUUUGAAAGAGAGAUGGAGCGUGCAGUUUUUGCUCUUUUUUGUCUGUCGGCCGCUUUCUGCUUCGCCAGUGCCCAGAACGAGGAUCUGCCGCCAUGCCCGGACGAUUUCUACCUCAAAAUACGACCCGAAGCUUACGACGAACGCUCACAGCCACUAGUGGAACGGCAAGAGUGCCUGGCUGACCUCUCCAGAUUCUUGGGCUUCCCAUACAUCGCCCGCACCUACUUUUACGCUUGCAACGAAGGGUUCAUAACAAUAAGGCCUCAACCUGCUGGGCCUUUCGUCUGCAUCCCUUUCUUGGGAUCUGGAAUUGGGCCUGAGAUCGAUAUCCCCGAGACCUUUGAGCGACCGAGUCUUCCAACUCCCACCCAGCCACCCAGUCGUCCAUCUCCCACUGAACCUGAAGAGAGACCGACCACCUCUGGUGGGCUCUCAGAGUGUCCAUCUGAUUCAGUCUCCAACAGAAACAGAUAUGCCUACUCAUCUCUACGUCUUACAGUCAGGAAAAGAUGCUAUAUAAGGACCAGAGUCCAUGGAGCUCCGUCUCGACAUACGACAACAAUCUGGGAAUGCAAAGAUGGCUACACGAGAAACUACGUAAGAAGACAGUACGUCUGUGUGCAGGCGUAGGACUCCCUCCGUCAUAAUUGCCAUGGGAUGUGAAAUUAACUCAGUGAUUAUUGUAUUGAUGUGACAUGAUGAUUAGGAGAUCAUUGAUUCAUAAAAAUUGUGAAAAAAGUUUACAAAAGGAUGAUUGGAAAUUAUGACACAGCAGUUUAUACACACUUUUUCUUAUAUACAAAGCUUAAGAGAACAUUAGCGACCUGAGAUAAGGUUUGGGUAUAUAGGGUGCUCCAACUACAGCCUGAAACUCUUUGCAACGAGCUGUCUCGGGUGAAGAGGAGGGGGAGGAGGAGGAGCUGUCAAAGACUACUGCCAGAGGCAGAGAACUCAAAAUAUGACAGAGAGCUCAGCCAGCCGUCGAGCAGUGGGGGGAAAAACUCAAACCGACUCGCAGCCUGUGCACUGGGGUUGAACGUGAUAUCGGUGAGAGUGCCAUUAGUGAAGACCUCCCCCGACUGAACCGAGACCACGCUACAAGUACCCCUCGAGUUGCUGGCCAGCACAGCGUACAGACUCCCAAUUGCGACACACUGAGUGUCGCUGGGAAGGUUGAGCUCGAUGAAUCGGCACACACCUCCUCUUCGCAACUGGCGAGGCUCCAGAUGUAGAGGUAGUUCUCAUGGAGAAGUCCGAGACGGAGCGAGUCACCCGACAAGACAAAUUUGGAGGGUCCUCCACGGCUAGGAGUGCUGGACAACAUAUCGAUGUGACCGGUGGUGCGAGUAGGGUUAAAGAGGUGGAGGGGUUUGGAGAGCUUCACGUCUGGAAACAGACGAUGAGAUAUGAGCGUGGCCUCCCUUUUUGGCACUGCCUCCAGACGAUGUAUGGCGACAGUGUUGUCAACCUGUAAUAGAACUCUGUGCGCCUCGCAGAACCCUCUCCCCGAUUUAGGUCUCCUCUCCGGGAGAAGAGUGACCUCGCCGCCGAGAAAAUGGCGUAUCUUUGCCCCCCACUUCUGGAUGUGCUCCAGCGGGAUGGGGUAGACAGUCUUUCUGGCAGCUGUUUUUCCACGGGUGAGCUUGACUACCUGCAGAUCCCACACCUCACAGUCAUCUUCUGCCUCAGACACUAUAACCACCAGGUGGCAGGUGGGACAGACGGAGAUGCUGUGAAAAACCUGCGAGACUGGUUCGUCGUCCCACUGGCUGACUAACCCAUCGGACUCCUCCGCGAUGCUGCAGCUGUUCCACUUCCCGCACAGCUGCUUCCACAUGAUGCGCGUGUCUGACGCCGCAGCCCACUUGACUCGGCUACUGAAAGGCACAGUGGUAAAAGAAGCCACUUGAACUGGCACGUUGAGCGUACUCAUUUUCUCUACGGUAAUUCCAGCAUGGGAAUUAGUCUCUUCGUAGCGUAGGGUCACCCCCUUGCCGGCAUAAUGGUAGCUGUAGCGAGGACCGGUAGGGCAUUGGGCCACAGGAAACCCACGAACAGCCAGUGAAUUCAGGUAUUUCUGAUGGGCCCUGGUUGCAAUACACAGAUCUUUGAGCGACUUGUACUUGGACAUGUUCUCGCUCUUGAAGGCCUCGCUGAGCCCAACAUCUCCGGCCAUUCCCUCCCACAGCUCCGUGCAGCCGCCCACCCUCUCGUUCCAUUUCUUGCUGACCAGGAGACACGUGCACGCCUCGUCGAUAGUGAGGUAGGACACGACCUUGUGGGCCAGGCCCGGCGGGAGGUCACCCAGGAAAUCCCUGUAGAGAACUCUGUUUAGUUUCUCCACGAAGUCGAGCUGCUGUUGGUAGGAGCACUGCUUCACCAGCUCGACCAGGGAGUCAGCGCGGUGGCACGGCUCGAUCUUGUUGAACUCCUGCGACAGAGCCGACCCCAUACCGAACACGAGCUGGUGACGCUUUGUGGAGCUCGGCAGCUAGCCAGAAGUCUACUUCAACACAGCGCGUUGCUCCUCUGCAGCAUGCACGUGUGCACGUAUGUACACGUGAAGAACUUCGUUAUGAUUAUAAGUCUCAGAACAUGUCA
This is a messenger RNA of Geodia barretti, 2693 nucleotides long. The record is from the annotation of a GenBank genome assembly. NCBI's taxonomy places the organism in Eukaryota, Metazoa, Porifera, Demospongiae, Tetractinellida, Geodiidae.